AGCACGUGCGACCGAUCGCGCAUUUACGCGGAGAACGUGAACGCGCGUGUAUCGUUCCGUCUUUGGUUUAUACGGAAGUCGACUUUACCGAUCGAAGGUCAGGUCAUCCGUGUUUGGCGGCGAGCUUACGCCGAAGAGCUUGCUUUCGUGUAACCUAUUGGUGGCCCGAUACGUUCAUAGGUGUACGGGUGUUGGCUAUCGAUCCCGCUGUCCCGAUUUCCUGCAUGUUCAUUGGCGCCUUGGUUGCGAACAGAGUGCAUCGUAUGGUACAGUGCGGGUUUCGUUCGAUCAGUGCUGUGGCCUUUCUGUUAGGCUCAAGAUAUUUGUGUAAUUUUACUCGUUCCAUCGGGGUGAUUUUUCCUUGUACCAACGGGAAUUCGCGGUUCUCCAGCUUUUCUUCGAAAGUGUUGGUCUGCCGGUAUCCUUGGAAGACAAUGUAUCCUCGAGGAGAGAUCGUGUCCGUAUUCUUCUGAUAUUCUUUAUCCUCCAUGGGCAGACUAUACGGCAAUUCAUUGACUGGCAACGGCACGACACUAGGAACGAUCGAGCAAGCUUAGGAUCAUGGAAUUCUACGACGUGGGAAGCAGCGAUCUCAGGGAACUGUGGGAGUCCUAUCUCUCAGAACCGGGACUCGGCCAGGAUGUUCUCAUGGGAGCCAAAGAGGAAGAAUGGGGCAACGCGUUAAACGUGCGAGAUAAAUCUUCGCUGGGAGUUGUGUUAAGGGAUCGUUUGAUGACGGAUGCCGCCCUCGGAGGUCCACGACCGAUCAAGUCCGAGCACAAUUAUAGUUUGUUGGCGUCGAGUCCUCCUCCAAGCCCCGCGACGCCCGGUGCCAACCCCCAUACACCUAAUUCCGGAUCGUCCGCCGAUAGGGUUGGCGCUUCUCUCUCCACCACUAGUUCCUCCAUCGAUUCUACUAAUCUGGAUCAUCAUAAAUCGUUGGACAUUAGAAGCAGAAUCGAUGAUAUGGAGGAAGAGUGUUUCCCGGCGAUCUCAAUGAAUACCGCGUCGGGACGCGACGAGCUGCCUUCGUCGUCGUCUACGUCGUCUACCUCAACGAUUAUCCUAAAGAGAAGAAACAAUGUAGUACCUGAAGACGUGGAGUGUACAGAGAUCAAAGGUGAACCGAUCAGCGCGCCUAGCAGUCCUUCGGAGUCUUGUCAAACGUCGAUAACCGACGACAAAAGCACGAUAACCAUGGUGUUUCCUCAUACUCUUCAUUUUUCGAAGAAUCACAUGUCGCAGACCAGCGAUAGCGAGGAGGAUGACGAGGAAUAUUAUCAGGGUAUGGAGGUAGAAGAGUACAACGGGGAGGCGAGCGAUGAGAAACAGGCAGAUCUACGCGCGUCCAGGCAGGGCCUACCGCCAACGCCGCCGAGCAGCGCCAGCUCCGACAGCGAGGGCACCGCUUCCGCUUCCUGUUCGCCGGAACGCCGAGAUUCCCAGAGCUCCGCGCACGUACAGAAUCUCAGAGGCCUGCUCACGCCCAGACUUUACAUCACAAACGGCACGCACACCACCAGACAGCCGAUACACACACCCUUGAUUUCCUGUCAACCGAAAGGGUCGACGGGUGUGUUAACGUUGACCGAAGAGGAAAAGCGGACAUUGAUCGCGGAGGGAUAUCCAGUGCCUACGAAACUGCCUCUGACGAAACAAGAAGAAAAGUCGCUGAAGAAAGUCCGUAGGAAAAUCAAGAACAAGAUAUCAGCCCAGGAGUCGCGACGGAAGAAAAAGGAGUACAUGGACGGCCUAGAAAGACGCGUGACAAUGCUCACGAACGAGAACUCCUCUUACCGGGACCGACUAACAGUCUUAGAAGACACGAAUCGCGAAUUACUGAAAGAGCUUCAACGUCUCCAAGCACUUCUUCAACUACAAAACUCGUAGGCGUACCGUUUCGAAAUGAUGUUGAAUAUUAAACUACAAACCGACGAUUUGAGUUGUUAUCAAGAAGACAUUAUAAUCGCGGUCAUAGUGGUCAGAAGGGCGAUUUCGCGAAGACUGGUGGCCGAAUAAAGGGCCUUAGAACGUGUUCCUGAUCGUCGAAUCACGAGUGGUUUUUUUUUUUUUUUAUCUUGUAUGUAGUUUCCUUCGAUCCUUGGACAAUUUGCAAUUUUCUUCGAUUAUAAAAGGGAGAGAAGAAAACUUAGGUUUCCUCGGUGGAUAUCUUUCAAUGAAUAAUCCAUCGAGCUUUUAUGGGAUCAAACGUUCUUGCGGACUAUUUCCCAAACAGACCAUUUUCCAAGGGAACAGUGCAAUUUCCUUUACAUUCCUGUGUAAAGUCUUCCUCGUGUAGCGGAUCGAGCGUCAGUUGAGUAGAACGAUUCGCGAUGAAAAUAUAUUCCUUGGAUACGCCUCGUCUUCCUGUUUUCCUGUAGACAGGAGUCGGCGGAGGGUGCAAUUCUGCCGGGAGUGCCUUGAUUCGCUUAUCUUUCUUCCAUCGCGAACGACGAAUUGAAAACGAAUUUUGUUCUCCUUUCUCUCCUAUUAGAAGUUAGUUUCGUUACGUUUCUGUUAUCGUAUCGCAUCUAAUGAAUCGAAUUUAUCGAAUUGUUACAUAUUGCGUAGAAAGAAUGUGGAGAGAGGUUGAUCUCAAUGCGUAAUACAUCGAGAGCUUAAAAUUGGAGUUGAAAAUCGUAAAGUACAUGCUCUAAAGUGGCUAUAGAGAAGUUAUUCUACGUGUAAAAAUGAAUCGGAAAAGCAAAAAUAAAGUUUUUUCUUUGGAAUCUUCGUUGUUGAGAAAAUCGCAUUUGAAAAUUGAAGCGAGAUAUACGUGCGUUUAAUUGACUCUCGACAGAGCACGUGUCUAUCGAUGGUUUUUUAGAAAACGAGACUUUAAAGCAAACAUGUUAUUUUAUAUUUUCAACGUAUUUUUACACGUAGACUCAACCUUCACAGCAACGAUCCCAUCUUCGUUCGAUUUGGAGCGAAUUGAACAUACACAUAUCCGACCUAUUUUCAAACUCAAUUAUCUCGAAAGUGAAAUGUUAAAUAAAAAAAAUUCAUUCUUUAUUUUUAAUUUAGUUUUGCUUACAGAAUAACCUUCUGCCACUUAUUUUGCAACAUUCGGUACAUGUAACGUUCGUUUCACGCUUUAUUUCGGAAAGUUGACAGAAGCGAUGUCUGAUUUACCUCGGAAAUUGAAAUCAAAAUGUAAAGAAUAAAUUUCUUAAAAUUGAUCGCAUUUCAGUUUCCUUAAAGAAGAAUACAUUUUUAAAGGAUAGCGACACGUAACGAGAUUUGAUAUUAUUAAACGAAGAUCGAUUUCUAGAACGUAACUUUCUUUUCGGCGUUGUUCAUCUUUCAGAGAUAACUUAUUCCACAAAGUUCGAUAAAGCGUAUGGAGAGAGUUUUGAUUCGAUCGAAAUUUCAACAAACGUUCAAAAGACGUGCGAAAUUUAAUUAAACGACAAGGAUUAACCCCCCAAAGGCAGACGUAUAUUAUAUUUUUCCACACUCCGUAGUUACGCUGGGUCAUUUCCAUCCAAGAUAAGUUUCCUUAGUAUUCUGGACUUUCAAAAAUGUAAAAAUAUCUAGAAUACUAAUCGAUGUCUUCACUGUAUAAUAAAGUCAUUUAUCAAGUCAAAUAUUUAAAAUUUCUUUCUAUAAGAAUCCAAAUUUGGAUGAGUAACGACCCAGUUUAAUUACGAAGAGUUAAACUUGUAGCGAGACAUUUAGCGAUAGAUAAGCGUUCGCGCAGACUAUUAAAGUAUUUAGAAGCGUAAGUGCAUUUUCAAUCGAGUGUCGAUUGAUAUUUGUGUUCGCUUGACAGCGACGAUGACUCUUCGAUUUUCGUCCAAAUAAUAUAAUAAAAUUAGGAAACGAAUAUAGAGAACGAAGAAUAGUUAAAAUAUAAUAUUAAGACGACAUACAAUUGAAACGAUAAAUGUCCAACGCGUUAACUAUAUAAAUUAUAUAGAUAAUGAGUGAUUAUAAUUAAUGCGGUAUUUUAUGUAGAAUACGAGAAUUUUAUCUCUGAAUACGAGAUGAUCGUGUACAUCUAUUUUCUCCAGAGAAAAUUUGUUAGAUUGAUAUAUAUAUAUAUAUAGGAAUUUAUUUAUAGAUUAGGAUCCAUUCACGCGAGAUAUAGAUUUGUAUAUUAUAUUUGUAAAAGAAGACGUUUAUUUAACCAUCCGUACGUUGUUGAGAUGGUUCGCACCAUUGUGGUUUUAAGAAGAACUUGUGCAAUGAUAUUGACUUUGAUUAUUUCUUCAAAGAACGCGCCACAGUAUAUAGAUGUAAUUUUUUCGUAGUUCUGUUAUACUAUGAUACUAUAUUACGUGCGGUGUGAUUCGUAAUACGACAAAGGAAGAUAAUUUUUUGGAUUGCAAACAGUUGAGAAACUGCAACGAAACAUGGAAAAUGAAAUUCGAAUCCUUUUUUCUAGAAACAGAUAUUUUUCCAGAAGAAUUGUAUUUUAGACGUAAUAAGCAGGGUGUUUCUCUUUCCUGUUUUUUGAACUUCUUCGAGAUUCUUAAGAUUCUCGCGUUCUUUAUCGAAAAAGUUUAUUU
Molecule: messenger RNA, 4514 nt
Organism: Bombus pascuorum
Lineage: Eukaryota; Metazoa; Arthropoda; Insecta; Hymenoptera; Apidae
Gene: CrebA
Product: cyclic AMP-responsive element-binding protein 3-like protein 2
Exons: 7
Coding region: 562-1890 (442 amino acids)
Biological process (GO): regulation of transcription by RNA polymerase II
Molecular function (GO): DNA-binding transcription factor activity, RNA polymerase II-specific; cAMP response element binding
Source: RefSeq, a predicted model, not a curated record